This is a messenger RNA of Notechis scutatus (mainland tiger snake), 3345 nucleotides long. The record is from RefSeq and is a predicted model, not a curated record. Lineage: Eukaryota; Metazoa; Chordata; Lepidosauria; Squamata; Elapidae.
AGCUAAGACUGCAAGGGGUGAAAGAGACAGUCUGAAGACUGAGGCAUAUGGUCGCCUGUGGCUAUCACGUUUUCUUUAAUUCAGUGGUGAUAGCCUAUAGGCGCUUGCUACCAAAGAAGAUUCUGAUCAAAGCCAGGAAAAAUUCAGAACUGCCCCCUUCUAUGACAGCUGCCAUACUAAUGUAGAGGAAGGCGCAACCGGCUCUCUUAUCUGACUUUUUAAGACGCUUGCUUUAUACUGGAGAUACUUUAAUUUUGGGUUCUCCUCCUGCUCUUGGUGUCGGAUAUUGGAAGUACUGGACUGAUGCACACAACUCCAAAGGGUUUUAGAUACUUUUGUUAACAGAGCUCAUUGAAGGUAACUAAAUAUGAGAAGAAAAUUAGACUUGUCUGACCUGACUGAUGAUGAAGCUGAACAUGUUCUUCAAGUGGUCCAACGAGAUUUUACCCUCCGCAAAAAAGAAGAAGACCGACUGAAUGAAAUGAAACAGAAGCUUGAUGAAGAGGGAAACAAGUGCAGCAUCCUUUCUAAACACGGAAGAUUUAAUGAGCAUUGUUGCAUGCGUUGCUGCUCCCCAUUUACUUUUCUCAUCAAUCCUAAACGACAGUGUCAAGACUGCAAAUACAACAUCUGCAAGAGCUGCAGUUCUUAUCAGAGAAAAGAGAAAGCUUGGCUCUGCAACAUGUGUCAGCAAGCUAGACUUUUAAGAGAUCAGUCCCUGGAAUGGUACUACAAUAAUGUGAAAAGUCGCUUCAAGUGUUUUGGAAGUGCUAAAGUUCUGAAAAAUUUAUAUAGAAAACAUCACCUGGAAACUGGAACUUGCUGUGACAUACUAGAAGCAGGACAUUUUUAUGAAGGAACCACAGUAAAUGAAGAAAGCAAAUGUAACACUGAUUCUGUGUUACAGACAGAGGGACAUAGCAUGUUAAGCACUAUUGCUGUAGCCUUGCAUGUUGCAGAAGAAGUAAUAGAAGAAGCUAUUUCCAAGGCAGAGACAUAUAGUGACAGCUUGGACAAACUGUCUGAAGCUUGUUAUUUGCAAGAUCAUAAAGAAGAAUUGAUACAAGAACUUGCUACCACCAUUGUCCAGAAGAUUAUGAGAAAGCUGACAGUCAAAACUAAGCAAGUAGAAGCUAGCUUUGAAAGGCCACAGUUCAUGAGCAACAGAAGUGUGACAUCUGCUAUUCCUCCAAUACAGAACAAGCUGACUUUUCAAAGGAGUCCUAGGAAGUCAUAUGCAUUAUGGAGAUCCCAGUCUGCAUUUUCACUGACUAAUGAAGCUACAGCCCAAGACCCAAUCCUCACAUCAUCAAUGUUUGAAUCUACCUUGAGAGAACCAAAUGGCCAAAUCAAUAAACAAAAGCACAGGCUGUCUACAUUUCCCAGUUGGAAGAGUGUGGACCAAUUAAAUGAACCAAAUAAAGAUUUUCCUCCUGUUUUACAAAGUACAGAUGGAAAUUGGGUAGCCUUGCAAAAUGCCAUUUUGCCUUGUCCACGAAUGCUUGCCAAACCUAAGAGCCAAGUGUUCAAAGCUUUGGAGGAAGAAUCCACUGUUGUUUCUGCUUAUGAUGAGAUGGGCUCAGAUAGCGAAGAUAAUGGUGACUGGAAUGUGACUUUGAACAAACUACAGCAGAGACCUCAGGAGCUUUCAAAUUAUAUUGAAGCUCAGCACAAUGCUGAAUGGAGUUAUGACAAUGAAUUAUACCAGUCUAUGACUUCUCUAUCACCUAAGGGGUUUACCAUUGAGACAGAAUACUCUGAUUCAGAAAUAUCACCUGUUGAUUCUUCAAGGGAGACUAUAGUAUCUAGCCUCUUAGGAAUACAUAAAGAAAUUUGUAACAAUAAAUACAGAGAAGAAAAAACAGAGUUGAACGAAGAAUUUGAUGUUAAUUUUAAUCCACAGGCUAUCAGUUUAAACUGUUCAGAUAGUAGUGAAAAUGAAGAAACCUAUCAUUACUUUGAAAAGUCAUCAAAAAGAUGGGAAGAAAGCAAUGUUCUCUGUGAAGAUUCAUGCAAAAGCAAAAAUUACACAAAACCACCUAACAACAUGGGUACAUAUCAGGUAUUUGAUAAUUUAUCAAAAAUUGACAUCAGUUGUGCCAAUCAACAUCAACAAAGUAAAGUACCCUCUAUGGAAGAAAGGAUGAAGGCAAGUUUAUCUGAAUUAUCAAUAAAAAUAAAAAAUAAUAGAGAAGCGUCAGAGGAAGAGACAUCAGAAUCAAAAACAGCAAAUGAAAACCAGAAAUCAGGCUUUGCUUCAGAAACCAAUAGUAAAUGCUUCCAAGAAGAAUUUAAAAAGAAAUGUUCUGCAGCCUUCCUCUGCAACAUAUCUACUGAAGUCCUAAAAGUAAUCAAUGCAACAGAAGAAUUCAUUGCAGAAUCCACAAAGCUAUGUGAUUUCCCAGCAGAUACAUAUGAAAGAGGGAACAGAGAAUUUCCAUUAGGCACAAACGUUAUCCAGCUUGAUGGGCAGCUCACAACAUUGGAAGAAAAUGUCUAUCAGGCAGCUGGCAGUGUAUAUGGCCUGGAGAGUCAGCUAAAUGAACUUGAGGAUGCAGCUCGUAAAAUUAGCACCGUUACUGCAGAAGCUGAAGUAGCUGAUCUAGAGGAACAAGUGACAACAGCUGCAGCACAUGUUAAUCAUGCAGAGCUUCAGAUUUCAGAUAUUGAGAGCAGAAUUUCAGCCCUUUCAGUAGCAGGCUUGAAUGUGGGUCCAUAUGUUCAUUUGACAAGAAGACGUGAUCAUCAGACAAGUCAGAUGCAUACAAUAGACACAUCCAGACAGCAGAGACGAAAGCUUCCAGCUCCACCAAUGAAAGGUGAAAACAUGGAUGCAUCUUCAAUUUCUUCUAUUAGAACAUUUAACAGGAAUUUCAUACUCCAAGGAUCUCUGACACAAAGAACAAAAAAAGAAAAAAAAAUCAUUGCAAAGGAUUUGAUGGAAUCAACUAUAGGGUCUUCUGUAAUGUAUUAGAAUUACAAAAUUCUACUGCCAAUGACACACUGCCUAGGGCUGCACACUAGUGCCUUUAUAUAACAGCCAUUAUAUACAUCCAGUAAAAAAAAAUCUUAAGAAUCUACAAUGCCUCAGUAAUUGUUUAGAUACCUCAUUUAGAAAGAUGUUCAAGUCUUCAAUAUUGUGGUCUGGUCAUCAAAGCUCUGCCUUAAAGUUCUAAAAAGACUCCAGGAAGUACAUCAAGUUUCAAGACGUCAUGUUUUAAGAUGCACUUUUAUUCACACUGUCAAUUGUACUAAAAGUAUGUUACCUUUAGAAACAGUCUGUGUUUUUGUAUUAUUCUCAGUUCUUCAAUUAAUUUUAGUCAUUGUCUGGUUUAAAGGUAAAAG